Molecule: messenger RNA, 753 nt
Organism: Acanthosepion pharaonis
Lineage: Eukaryota; Metazoa; Mollusca; Cephalopoda; Sepiida; Sepiidae
Source: the annotation of a GenBank genome assembly
AUGUUGUUGUAUAUAUCCAGUCAGUUAUGUCUGUACAAAUCUCUCUGCAUCUGGUCGGCUCUGUCCGUACCAGUCUCCCUGCAUCUGGUCAGCUCUGUCCGUACCAGUCUCCCUGCAUCUGGUCAGCUCUGUCCAUACCAGUCUCCCUGCAUCUGGUCAGCUCUGUCCGUACCAGUCUCCCUGCAUCUGGUCGGCUCUGUCCGUACCAGUCUCCCUGCAUCUGCUCUGUCCAUACCAGUCUCCCAUCUGGCAUCUGGUCAGCUCUGUCCUGGUCGGCUCUGUCCAUCAGUCUCCCUGCAUCUGGUCAGCUCGGCUCUGUCUGCAUCAGUCCUCGUCUCAUCUGCAGUUCUGGUCAGCUCUGUCCGCAUCGGUCUCUCCCCUGCAUCUGGUCAGCUCUGUCCGUACCGGUCUCCCUGCAUCUGGUCGGUCUCCCUGCAUCUGGUCCUGUCCAUCGGUCUCCCUGCAUCUGGUCAGCUCUGUACCAGUCUCCCUGCAUCUGGUCAGCUCUGUCCGUACCGGUCUCCCUGCAUCUGGUCAGCUCUGUCCGUACCGGUCUCCCUGCAUCUGGUCAGCUCUGUCCGUACCGGUCUCCCUGCAUCUGGUCGGCUCUGUCCAUACCGGUCUCUCUGCAUCAGUCACUCGGCUUCAUCUGUUCCAGUUCCUCUGCAUCUAAUUGAUACUGUCUGUACCAGUCUCUCUGCCUAUCUAUCCUACAAGCUCAUGCUCAACAUAUUUAUCAUUGCAAGAGUGUAG